Messenger RNA from Branchiostoma belcheri (Belcher's lancelet), 3857 nucleotides. Its product is annotated as myosin-9-like. The transcript is spliced from 6 exons. NCBI's taxonomy places the organism in Eukaryota, Metazoa, Chordata, Leptocardii, Amphioxiformes, Branchiostomatidae. The record is from RefSeq and is a predicted model, not a curated record. Bases 276 to 3857 code for a protein of 1193 amino acids.
AGUUAGAUCACCACCAAGAGCAACUGGACUCUGUGAAAGGUAGUGAGUUAGUAGUAGAGUGUGUCCCUGGAGAGUCUUGGAUUGUGGAGGAUGAGCUUGUGGAAGAAAUAGCAACGUCACAAAAUCCAGAAGCUGGCACACAGUUAGAUCACCACCUAGAGCAACUGGACUUUGUGAAAGAUAGUGAGUUAGUAGUAGAGUGCGUACCCGGAGAGUCUUGGAGUGUGGAGGAUGGGCUGGACACAGGCAGAAAGUGUGACACGGAUCAAAAAACGAUGGCCUCCGGUGAUACCAUCGCAAAGAUGUGCAAGUUGCAAGAGUUGGUUAGAUCUGAGGAUUUGCACACUGACUCUAAGUCUCACCUGUAUUCAGAAGCUGCAGACAAAGAUUCAAGCAACCAGAUCACUUGUAAUGGCGCAGUCGCUUCGCCACAAACAGAGGAUAAGGCAAACGUUCCUGAAAGUAUCACCCAAGAGGAUGGACUAAAUGAUGAGGAGACAGGCAUCACUGAAGAUGGCCCUUGUUCCUGUGGGGCGACUGUUGCCUUCCCCACCUUUCACGAAGGUACGGCUACAGUCGAGCAAUCCUUGGACAGAAUCUUUCAGAACUGGGAGUUCGAUAAGGAUGGCAACAUUGUUGAUCCUCAGGAACACUCAGGUGAAUCUUGUUGCCAGGCGAACUUUAACGAGAACAACAACAAUGUGGACCAGCAGUCUCUCACUGCUGAGCAGCUCAACCAAAAAUAUGUCGCUGAUCUCCGUGAGUACGUAGGCGCCCUUCAUGGUGUGUUGGGAACUAUUGUGGAGAACGUCCCUCAAGACAAGUUAGAAACUGCCCUGAAAGACUUUGCAAGCAGUGCGCCUCAAGAAACGUUAGAUGCUGUGAAGAAGGAGCUUGCAGGGUAUGAUCUUCAACACAAGUUGGAAACCGCAAUGAAAGACGUUGCAAAGAGUACACCUCUAGAAGAGUUAGAAACAGCAAAGGACUUAGAACUUUCAAAUAGUGCCCUUGAGAAAGAGAUAGAAACAACAAAGAAAGAAAUCCAGCAACUUCAGGAGAAAAAAACUGCCCUUCGAGAAGAAGUGUUAGAAAUGAGAAAGACAAAUUAUGACCUUCAAGACAAGUUAGAAACUUCAAGACAAGUUAGAAACAAGUUUAAAAAGUUAGAAACAGCGAAGGAAGAAAUCCAUCCAUGUCAGAAGGAAGCAACUGCCCUUCGAGAAGAAGUGUUAGAAGAACAAAAAGAGAUAGAAAUGAGAAAGACAGAACUUGUAAAGUAUGACCUUCAAGACAAGUUAGAAGCAGCGAAGGAAGAAAUCCAUCCAUGUCAGAAGGAAGCAACUGCCCCUCGAGAAGAGUUAGAAGAACAAGAAGAGUUAGAAGAAGACGACUUAGAAGAAGAAGAAGACUUAGUGUCAGAAAUGACAAAGACCGAACUUGCAAAGUAUGCCCUUCAAGAAAUGUUAGAAUCUGUAAAGAAGGAGCUUGCAGGAAAGUAUGACUUCCAAGAAGAGUUUGAAACUGCAGUGAAAGCACUUGGAAACAGCGUCCCUCAAGAAGAGUUAAAAACUGCAAGGAAAGAAAUCCACCAACUUCAGGAGAAUGUAACAGCACUUCAAGAUGAGUUAGAGACUGCAAAGACAGAACUGAAAACCAAGGAGUCAGAUAGAGAGCAAGCUCAGCUGCAGUUAGCAGAUGUUGAGAAAGAGAUGACAGAGAAACUAACUAACAUUCAAAAGGAGUUAAAAACUGCAAAGAAAGACCUGGCAACCCAGGAAUCGGCUAGAGAGAAAGCUCUCUCGCAGCUUGAAGCUGCUAAUCAACUUAUGACAAGAAGAAUACAGUUUACUGACACACUGCAGGAAAAAGUUACAAGUCUUGAAGAGGAGUUAGAAACAGCGAAGAAAGAAGUUGCAAAGAUUGGCCUUCACGGAGAGUUAGAAGCUGCGAAAAAAGAACUUACAAAGAACGCCCUCCAAUUCAGGAAGGAUGAAAUCCACCAGCUUCAGAAGAAAGUAACGUCCCUUGAGGAGGAGCUAGAAACUGCAAAGAAGGAGCUCGAGACAAAAGGGUCUGCCACAGAACAAGCCCAGUUGCACCUUGAUGCUGUGGAAAAGGAACUGACAGAGAGAGUAACUGCCCUUCAAGAGGAGUUGGACACGGCAAAGAAAGAACUUGAAACCAAGGAGUCAGCUAGAGAACAAUCUGACGGGCAGCUUGCAGCUCCUGAUAUGGUACUGAAUACGAGACUGCAGAAUGAACUUGAGGUAAAAGUUACAGCCCUUGAAGACCAGUUAGAAACUGCAAAGCAAGAACUGGAGACCAAGGAGUCGGCUAGAGAACACGCUCACUUGCAGCUUGAAGCCGUCAACAAGGUGCUGACAACAAGACUGCAGCAUGCCGACAUACUUCAGGAAAAAGUAGCAGCCCUGGAAGAGGAGUUAGUAUCUACUAAGAAAGAACUUGGGAAGCCUUGUCUUCACGAAGAGUUAGAAGCUGUGAAGAAAGAGCUCGCAAACAGCACCCUCCAAGAACUGUUAGAAAAUGCAAGGAAGGAAAUCAGUCAACUACAGAACAAAGUAACUGCCCUGCAAGAGGAGUUAAACACUGCCAAGAAAGAACUGAAAACAAAGGAGACUGCACACUUGCAGCAAACAGUUGUUGAGAAGGGACUGACAGAAAAACUGCAGGAAGCUGAAACUCGGCUGCAGAAUUCCCUGCAGCAGGAGGAAGAGUUGAAAGAGCGACUGCAGCAGGUUGAAACUCAGCUGCAGAAAAACCAGGAUGUCGCAGAAGAGUUGAAGAAGGCUCAGGAGCGGGCAAUGCAAGCAGAACUUCAGCUUCAGGUGUUAAACUUCACGUUCCGGUGGUGUCGCUCGGAGCUGGAGGAUCAGUACAGGGAGGGAGAGAAGAUGUACAGGUUCUACACAGAGAGGUGCAAGCUGUGGGACAGAAGGCUGGAGAAGUUCUGCUGCGACUGGCAGGACUACACCAGCGACAUCCUCAAACAGAUCACGACUCUGCAGCUGCUGUACUCCAGCCACGUCCAGAAGCUCCAGGCCGGGGGUCAGUUGUCCGACCUCCCGCCGCUCAGCCUGGUCAGGCCACAGAUGCCGCGUCUCCCAGACCUGACUGCUGACAUGCUGACCUCUCCAGACAGCUACAAGCUCCACCUUGUUCCCCUCCUGCCUGUCGUAAAGCCACCAGGCAACGACUCGACCAGCCCAAAUUCACCAACCCUACCUACCGGCAACGUGGACUGGUCCUGCCUCAACCCUCACAGGGAGUCCCAGUUGAACGUCUUUGCUCCAGAAUGGAAAGAGAGUCCCAGUCCUGCCACCAGUCCGAAAGAGACAGGGAGCAAAAUCCAACCUAAGCAGUCAGACCAACACAGCAGCUUAGUGCCAUCAUCAAACUCCAAAAGCUGCACAACUACGCAAAACAGCAAGUCUUCAGCUCAGGACAACGCAACGUCCCAGGGCAACAGAAGUCCUAGUGACAACUUUCAAGUUCAACCGCUGCCAAAAGCCAAAAGCGCAGCAACUCAAAACAGCAACUCUCCAAAUCAGGACAGCUCAACUCCUCAGUGCAAGAGAAGUCCUGACAAUGACAACUUUCAAGUUCAACCGUUGCCAAAAGCCAAAAGCUCAGCAACUCAAAACAGCAACUCUCCAAAUCAGGACAGCUCAACUCCCCAAGGCAAAAGAAGUCCUGAUACUGACAUUCUAGUUCAACCGGCACCAAAAGCCAAAGUUUCGGAGGAGAAACAGAGGCUUCGGCUGCCUUCCAGGAUCUCGAAAGCUGCCUCUGUUUCUUCAGCUCUUAUACUGGCUGUUGAUGUUAUUGGUUUUUGUUAA